AGCGAAGGAAAAAAAAAUGGGGGCAAUAAUGUAUGCAUAGGUCAAGUAACUCCCUUGCAAUUCGUUACGUAAAUUCUCCUCAAAGCAAAGGCCCUCCGCUUUGCUAGAGCGCUCUCUCUACCUUUCGCAGACGUUCAAAAACUGUACAAAGCACCAGCGAUCACUUCUGUUCUUGUUAUACUCUUAACCUCCCACCAAGGAAAACCCUUCAAUCUCUCUGUCAGGAACUCAUCAAACAUGUCUCUUGCAAUCAUAGCUUUUGCUUCCCUUCUCACAAUCUCCCUCCUUUCAACCCCAUCAACUUCCUCUCUCGAGUCUUUCAUUUUCGGUGGAUGUUCACAGCUCAAAUACAUCUCGGGUUCUCCUUACGAAUCUAAUGUCAACUCGCUACUCACCUCCCUGGUUAACUCAGCCACCCUCACCAACUACAACAACUUCACCAUCCAAAGUCCUUCCUCCUCACAGGACACCCUCUAUGGCCUCUUCCAGUGCCGCGGAGACCUUUCCAAUGGUGACUGUGCUCGCUGUGUCGCUAGCGCAGUGAGUCAACUCGGCACUCUCUGCAUUGACUCUUGCGGUGGCGCGCUGCAGCUCGAUGGUUGUUUCGUUAAGUAUGAUAAUAUCAGUUUUUUGGGUGUGGAGGACAAGACCGUGGUGCUGAAGAAAUGUGGGCCGUCGAUCGGGUAUGAAUCUGACUCGUUGACCAGGCGCGAUGCCUUGUUGGGGUACUUGGGAGCCAGCGAUGGGUCCUACAAGCCUUACAGGGUGGGUGGGUCCGGCGACAUCUACGGUGUGGCACAGUGUGUACAGGAUUUAAGUGCGAAUGAGUGCCAGGAUUGCUUAUCGGACGCGAUCGGACGACUGAAAACGGACUGUGGGCCCGCAGCUUCGGGUGACUUGUUCUUGGCCAAGUGUUACGUGCGAUUUUCGGAGCGUGGAGCUCACUCUCACGGUGGAAAUGAUAACAACAAUGAUGAUGAGAUAGAGAAGACACUUGCAAUAUUAGUUGGACUUAUUGCUGGGGUUGCAUUACUCAUUGUAUUCCUUUCUUUCUUGAGAAAAGUGUGUGAAAAAGGAAAAGGUGGUAAAUAGCAGAAAAACUUGUGGACAUAUCAGGAAUUGCACUUCUCUCUGGUAACUUUUUCUUUUUUUUUUUUUGCUUCACUUUUGUAUUGUGAUCCUUUUGUAGUUUCUUUCAUAUCUCCCUAUAAAAAGAGAGCCUGAAAGGGUGGAUAGAAAGCUAUUCUUCUUGAAACAGGUUACCUUGAAACAAGUGAAAAAGAAAGUUGCAAUAAGGCGAAAAGCCUAAAGAUUCCACACUCUUCCUACAACCACUUGAGUCUUAUAACAAUGUUAAUUAGCUUUUGUUUUCUAAUGAAAUUACUUGUAUAAAUAGUGAACACUUUUAUGAAAGUGCUCUUUGUAAUGCUGUGUUAGUGCCUUUGCCGCUGGGUGUUUAUAGAGCAUUAAAGUCUUCAUUUUUCAUCCAA
Molecule: messenger RNA, 1490 nt
Organism: Hevea brasiliensis (rubber tree)
Lineage: Eukaryota; Viridiplantae; Streptophyta; Magnoliopsida; Malpighiales; Euphorbiaceae
Product: plasmodesmata-located protein 6
Exons: 3
Coding region: 238-1092 (284 amino acids)
Cellular component (GO): plasmodesma
Source: RefSeq, a predicted model, not a curated record